GCAGUUAAAAUGAAACUCUAGUGGUUGGAGCCAGGGCAGAGCGUGAGGGGAGCCGGCGCCGUGGUGGUUACCUUUACUACUCCGGCACAGUCGAGCUGACUGGACUCUCCAAGGGGUCGCCAUCCCGAAGCUGCGGAAGCUUGGGUUCCCAGCCUGACGCGAAUAGAGCCCGAGUCCCAAUCCCAGAGGGAAUCGCUCUCCGCAGACCAGUGGGACCCCGAAACUUGAACGCAAACCCCCUUUUCAAGCCUUUGUCACUUCCCCAGCUUUCUCCCAACGCGUUCUUUUUUUUUUCCCCUUCCUCUCCAUUCUCUCUUCUCCGAAGGACACAAAAGUGGCUUCCGCUGAAAGAUUAGGAGGCGUUGGGAGCUUUUCUCUUUGGAGAGCGAUUGUGUAGGAAGGAUUUUCGGGAAGCUGCUUUUUAACACCACUGCUCUUUGCUUUCCGAGCUUCCCUGUAACCCUCUGAGGUAAAAACCCCGUAGCUUGAAAGUUCGGGGUAUUUUGUUGGGUGCUUUAGGAGGAGAGAAGAGGAGGACCUUGUCCUUAUCCCAGUAGUUUGGCUGGACUUGUACUGGCCGUUGGAAACCCCCAAGUACAUUUCCGUGUGGAACUUUUGCAAAUAUAUAUUUAGAUUUUUAAAUAUCAGAUAAAAGAUAUAUAUGCUUUUUAUAUAUUUCCUGACGACCUGCCGCUGACAGCGCGAUGUACAAUACGGUGUGGAGUAUGGACCGCGAUGACGCAGACUGGAGGGAGGUGAUGAUGCCCUAUUCGACAGAACUGAUAUUUUAUAUUGAAAUGGAUCCUCCAGCUCUUCCACCAAAGCCACCUAAGCCAAUGACUCCAGCAGUUACAAAUGGAAUGAAGGACAGUUUCGUUUCUCUUCAAGAUGCAGAGUGGUACUGGGGAGAUGUUUCCAGGGAAGAGGUAAAUGACAAAUUGCGGGACAUGCCAGAUGGUACCUUCUUAGUUCGUGAUGCCUCAACGAAAAUGCAGGGGGAUUAUACAUUGACUUUGAGGAAGGGAGGAAAUAAUAAAUUAAUAAAGAUCUAUCAUCGGGAUGGUAAAUAUGGCUUCUCUGAGCCCCUGACGUUUACUUCUGUGGUGGAGCUUAUUAACCACUAUCACCACGAGUCUCUCGCUCAGUACAAUCCCAAACUCGACGUGAAGCUGACAUACCCAGUAUCCAGAUACCAACAGGAUCAGUUGGUAAAAGAAGAUAACAUUGAUGCAGUAGGUAAAAAUCUGCAGGAGUUCCACUCUCAAUAUCAGGAGAAGAGCAAAGAGUAUGACAGGCUGUAUGAAGAGUACACAAGGACAUCACAGGAAAUACAAAUGAAGAGGACUGCCAUUGAAGCCUUUAAUGAAACAAUUAAGAUAUUUGAGGAGCAGUGUCAUACCCAGGAACAACACAGUAAAGACUAUAUCGAGCGGUUUCGCAGGGAGGGGAAUGAGAAGGAGAUUGAGCGAAUUAUGAUGAAUUAUGAUAAAUUGAAAUCACGUCUUGGUGAGAUUCAUGAUAGCAAAGUGCGUCUUGAACAGGACUUGAAGAAACAAGCUUUGGACAACCGGGAAAUAGAUAAAAAAAUGAAUAGCAUCAAACCAGACCUGAUCCAGCUGCGUAAGAUCCGGGACCAGCACCUUGUAUGGCUCAAUCACAGGGGAGUGAGGCAGAGACGCCUGAAUGCCUGGCUGGGGAUCAAGAAUGAGGACUCAGAUGAAAGCUAUUUUAUCAAUGAGGAAGAUGAGAACCUGCCGCAUUAUGAUGAGAAAACCUGGUUUGUGGAGGACAUCAACCGAGUACAAGCAGAGGACCUGCUUUAUGGGAAACCAGAUGGCGCAUUCUUAAUCCGUGAGAGUAGCAAGAAAGGAUGUUACGCGUGUUCUGUGGUUGCAGACGGGGAAGUGAAGCACUGUGUCAUCUACAGCACGGCUCGAGGAUAUGGCUUUGCAGAACCCUACAACCUGUACAGCUCACUGAAGGAGCUGGUGCUCCAUUACCAGCAGACAUCCCUGGUUCAGCACAACGACUCCCUCAACGUCAGGCUCGCCUACCCUGUCCAUGCACAGAUGCCUGCGCUCUGCAGAUAAGCAGAGUGGAAGAGACACGCUCUCUAGCAGUUUUUUUCCUAUGGUUUUUAUUAGGCUACGAUGAGGGCAUUCUUUCAACGUAGACUGCUUGUUUUGCACAAGUGAUUCUGUGAAUGUGAAAUGGAGAGGCCAAGCAGUAGCUUGGAUUUAGAGAGAAAUGAGGGGCCCAGGGUCUCUGGCCUCGGCUGUGCUGCUGCACUGAUGGACUAAGCUGGAAGCAGAUACUGGUUUCAUGGGGUUUGGGUUUGUUGUCAGGCACCUUUAAAAGAACAGCUAAGGCUUGUUGUGGGUUGGGGUGGGGGUUUUAUUUGGAAGUUUCUGAAGAGUCCACAUCCCUUUGUCCUCAACCCUAAGAACGCAGCAGGUCACAGUUCUGCUGGGAGUUGUUUUGAUUUGAUAGUCUCUUCCCCUUUCCCCCAAAUAAAGAGCCGAUUUUGGCUCUGCGGUAAAAUGGGAUUUGGUUUGGAGGGAAAAACAACCAAAGGAAAAUAGGGAGGUAUGCGAUUACAUUUUCAGAAUCUAAACCAAGGAGGCAAAAGACCCCUUCAGUUGUGUUACUUUAAUUUUAUCAACAUAAUCUAGGCUUCAGCAUCUUCACCAGCUCCUCCCUCUAAAGCACUGUGUUCAAAAACCAACAAAGCAGCAUUGCCAGACCAAGGUCUAAGGGGAGGACAGCAGUAGCUGAAUGUACACGUCUGUACCAAAACUUGAAAGAAGACUAGAAAUGUGAGUUCAACAAACACUAAAAUUGGUCAGUGUGUUUCCUUUUGCCCUGGCCUUGUUUCUCAGAUGAGGAAUAGAAUUAUUUUGUGGAAAUAGUAAGCUUUGAGUCAUAAUGAAGUUGGUGCUUGUGUGGUGUUUCUUUAAAGAAAUGUUUGAAACCCUUGUAAGUUGUUUUAUGAGUAAAGAAACGGUGCAAUCCAGUGCUUUUAGAUGGCUUGAUAUACCAAAUAACGAUAGAGAACAACAUUGUUGUGUGCUUCCUCAAGUUUAAAAGCCUUGCCAAAACUAUACAAGGAUUAAUUUGCCUUCAUCUCCCCUUCCUUUUUUGGAUAGGGUUUAGGGAGCCAUAGGUAGCUAAAGGAGGACUUGAGUUUGUGGUCAGAGACCUCAGUAAAUCACAGGCACACGAGCCCUGGUAUCCAUGGUGAAGGGUCCAUCACAUGACAUGUUAUUCAAUACUGUGCUUGAAGCAUUUGCCAGAAGAGGGGAUAACGUGGAGUUCAAACUAUCUGGGAAAUAAUCCACAGGCUUUCCUGCUUGCCCUUUUUGUGAGCCCGCUGUCAAGGCAGUGUGCACAGCCUGCUCCCAUGCUUCCAUGGCUGUGGUUUAAGCCUUCCAGCUAAGUGAAGUUAGACAGAGGAGAGGGCAGGCAUCUAUUUAUGGAUUCACACUCAUUUAAGAGUUCAGCUGCUUCAGAGUCAGUUCUGGAGCCAUAACAGGCUCAGUAUGACUCAGCUGCUUGAGCCCAGUAAUGUGCAGUCAGGCAGUUUAGACAAGCAGCCUGUGCCUGGGUCAUCAGGCUUACAAUCAGGGAAGAUGAAGUUUGGGGGCCAAAAUAAAGAUGAAUAUGACUUUCCCUGAGUACUUCCUUUGGUGACAGUGUCUAGAAUGAACCACAGUAUAGAGAUAGGUCAAAAGUUUUGGAUAAUUGUUGUCACAGUUGAUAGGGCAUGCCAUUGAUGGCUUUUUCUUGUUCAUGCUCCAGUGUGAAAGAGAGGAGAUUGACCACCCUCAGCCACUGUGUAAGGCCUUUUUCCAAAAUUGCCAGCUUAAAAUCUUGCUCAGUUUACCAAGUAAUGCCAGGCUAUUUGUUGAUUGGAAUACCUGUGUGACUGUACUGAUGUUGAACUUGCUGAAGCAGUUAUAUGCUCAAGAUUGGGUGUGAGGAGUCCCUCUGAUCCAGCACUAAAAUUUUAGUAUGUCCUGAAUGCCUUUUUUAAAGAAAUCUCUUCCAAGUAGGUCAAAAUGAUAAAAUAUACAGCUUUAGUGUUGAACACUGUCUUUACCUUGUAGGCAGACAUGGAAGAUAUGCAGGAGAAAGCAGCAUCUUAGCAUCUACACCUGGGCUGGACAAUGGAGAAAGGCGGGUUUUCAGUCCUAUAUUCUUUGCCUUUGAGUAACCACUUUGUGGGAGCUGAGACCAGGGAUCAUUUAAUAAAUUGGAAGCUAUCUUUUUUUUUUUUUUCUGCCAAGUUACUACAUGAUUUAUCUGAUCCUGAGCUGUGGAAAUGGCAUGAGGAGCAGUCUCCUAACAGUGGCCCUGCUGUCUGAGGGAGUCUGGAAGCAGGUAUUGGUCUUCUUCCCAAGGCUAGCUCAAAGUUCUGUCUCAUGAGCUAGGCCCUGGGACUAUCUCUUUUGGCAUCUUAACUGUAGACUCAUUGACUAAAGCAGAGGCUAGAGACAGAUUAAGACCAUAGGGGCAGAUCAGCCAGUCCCCAACAGGAAAGCAGCUUUGGGUUGGCUAGAUACAUUUUUUAAAAAUAAAACAAAACGAAGCUGUUUCCACCUGGCAUAGUCAGCUUAGGUAGGUUGUUUAUGUUCUUGUCACUGCUCCAGCAAUAGAUGAAGACAUACUACAGCUCCACACUAAGACACAAGCUCUCCACAUUUACUUCAGACUCAAGCCCAUGUGGCAUCUUCCUUGUGUCCCUUCUCUGCAAGGUACCAGCUUCACCCAUUCUCCAGAACUUUAAGAAAAAAUGUACUUGAACAAUUUCUGAUUUCUAGGAUGAUCUCUACUGCCAGUUAGAUCUUCUUGAGGUUUCCAUGACAUCAUACACCAGAGGUCCAUUCUUGGUCCUUUGCUGCCAACUGCUCAUUCUUGACUUAGCUCUAGCCAUUUGUGACAACCACCCUUGUUUCCUUACAAAUCCUCGCAUGUAACUUUGGUACUUUGUUGUUUCUUGUGAAGAAUCUAUUCUGUUGUCUUUGAUGUAAUAAAAAAAAUUCAUGUAGUUUAUGUAAAAAUAACUGACUCAGAAGGAAGCCAACUGUGUCUUGUGUUGGAACAAUUCAUAAUGUAAUUUCUAGACCACUUUUGCAAAUUGUUCUUGUCACCAAAUGUGUUCAGACAUUGCUGUGCAGUUGUGGGGAAGGGGUGGGGGGAAGGUAAGGUGAGAACAUUGUUGGGGCUUUUUCUUUUUUUUAACCUUCUCCAAGACUUGGAAUGGUUGGCAGACUUGCUCCAGAUGCAAUAAAGACAUUGCAGUGAA
This is a messenger RNA of Mus caroli (Ryukyu mouse), 5305 nucleotides long. It is a transcript of the gene Pik3r3, whose product is annotated as phosphoinositide-3-kinase regulatory subunit 3. NCBI's taxonomy places the organism in Eukaryota, Metazoa, Chordata, Mammalia, Rodentia, Muridae. Gene Ontology annotation, biological process: phosphatidylinositol phosphate biosynthetic process; insulin receptor signaling pathway. Gene Ontology annotation, molecular function: 1-phosphatidylinositol-3-kinase regulator activity. Gene Ontology annotation, cellular component: phosphatidylinositol 3-kinase complex. The record is from RefSeq and is a predicted model, not a curated record.